Brugia malayi is the source of this 2202-nucleotide messenger RNA. RefSeq lists its product as uncharacterized. NCBI's taxonomy places the organism in Eukaryota, Metazoa, Nematoda, Chromadorea, Rhabditida, Onchocercidae. Gene Ontology annotation, biological process: protein dephosphorylation. The coding region runs from base 1 to 2202 and encodes 733 amino acids. The transcript is spliced from 17 exons. Gene Ontology annotation, cellular component: cytosol. Gene Ontology annotation, molecular function: protein tyrosine phosphatase activity; phosphatidylinositol-3,4,5-trisphosphate 3-phosphatase activity. The record is from RefSeq and is a predicted model, not a curated record.
AUGGCAGCGGCGAUAACGGAACCCAUGGCUAUCGCAUCGACCUCUGCAGGUUCUGCUGCUUUUUUAACGAUGCCGGAAACGGGAACGCCACCAUUAGCAUCUUCUCUUUCUAACGUUCUUUGUGUAACAUCCAAAACGUCCGAUGUGAUUUGCAAUCCGUGGAGGAAUUUGGUCAGUCAAAACAGGAGGCGUUACAAAAAGGAUAACUUCGAUCUAGAUCUUACAUACAUCACUGACCGGAUCAUUGCAAUGGGCUUUCCAGCUAUAGAUCAAGAAAAAAUUUACCGGAAUAGCAUGGAAGCAACAGUUGCGUUUUUAGAACGUUAUCAUGCUGAUCACUACAUGGUUUUCAAUCUCCGUGGGCGACAUGCAUACGACCCGAGUUAUUUCCACAAUCGCGUCAUGACCUUUGAGAUGGAUGACCAUCAUCCACCAAGGCUGGAAUUGAUGGCACCUUUUUGUCGUGCUGUGCAUGACUAUUUGGCUGCUGAUGAGCAGAAUGUUGUUGCUGUACACUGCAAAGCGGGUAAAGGACGUACGGGUGUAAUGAUUUGUGCUUAUCUCGUGUAUAUAAAUUUUUAUUAUUCACCAAGACAAAAUAUGGAUUACUAUAGUAUUGUAAGGACUGUUAAUAAUAAAGGUGUAACCAUACCAUCUCAGCGACGUUACGUUUAUUAUUUUUCACAUUUAAGGAAACGCAAUCUCAAUUAUAUGCCGCUUCGUUGUGAACUUAUUGGUGUAUACUUUGAACGUCCUCCCAGAUUGAAUGGUAUCUUACUUGAUGGAGCAUAUCGGUUGCGAGUUGCUAAUGGCGAUAUAGAUGUGUUUAUUCCUGGACCCCUUCGAUUAAGUGGUCGGGAUUUUGAUGAAGAGGAGGCACUGUGGGGGCGGUAUCCAUGCUCUGUAGGGGAAGAUCAGUUCAAUCCUUAUGACCCACAACCGGGCAAAGACUGCAUUUCAAGGCGAUGUUAUGGAUGGAGUGUUCCAGCGACGCAAAGAGUAUUCAUGGAAGGUGACGUUCGAAUUGAUUUUUAUGCGAAGAAGUGGUUUAAAGGUCUGGGAUGGACUUUGAAAGAUCGAGAGAAGCUAGGGCAUGUUUGGUUCAAUACAAUGUUUACUUGUCCUGGAUAUUGUGGUGGGGUCUAUGUACAUGGUGACGAGGCGUAUCCUUAUCCAAAAGGUACAACAACGAUAUCCAGUCCAUGGCCGCCUAUCGAUUCUCGAUCUUGCGAAACAGCAAAUGGCAUUCUUAAAAAUACUUGGUUUUCUGAUGGUAGUCGUAGUAAUAGAAGGAAACGGUAUGAGAAAAAAUCCCAUAUGAAAAACGAAGGAUCAGUAUCGCAUGAGUGCAAUAUUGAUUCUCCUCCGGGACUUGAAAAACAUUGCCCUUAUCGAUGUUUGCCUCUAAUAUAUCCUGAACAGCUUGGACGGCAGCCUCCACGAAAAGAAAUCAUGGCAAUGUUACGAGAUGCACACACAAAGCAUUUGGCCGGCGGUAAGUAUAAGAAGCAUCUUCAAUCAGUUCCAUCCGGCACUGCUAUCCCUCGAAGUCCUGAAGUCAGGCUAGACUGUGGAGGUCCCAUGUGUUUGAUGCGUCGACCCUACGAACAUGUCCUAACAUUCAGCGUUCUGGAAGUAGACCGAGCUUUCAAGCAUGAUAAAGUAAAUAAGGGCUUGAAAAUAUAUGUGGUGGUGAGGUGCAUUGAUGUUGAUAACAAGGACGAUGUCGAACUAGCAAAGAAAUGUAUCGAAAAUAUGUAUGCAGCACAAGCAAAAAUUGAUGCAUCUAGAACGGAGGAGAUGCGGAAAAAAAGUGGACAAUCCAGAUUUGAAAGCCUUUCUGACAGCACAUCAUCACAUUCAUCAAGUUCUUAUUCAGCAGAUGCUAUAUCUGACCAACCUUGGCGAUGUGACCCACGCUUACAGAAUGCUAAUUUGCGUAAAUACUUCUUCAGACAGCGAGCAGAUUCUAAAUCAGUUCAUCCUCCGGCGAAUUAUAGGUGUAUGCCCAGAAAAGCUGAUUCUCCAUCUUCGGGUUUAUGGGAGACUGGUCUAAUAAAUCACGCUGAUAAUGAUUCUUUGGAUGAAGAAGCUACGAUGAAAAAACAGAUUCAAAAUGAAGAUACUAAGUAUGCAGAAGAAGAUUUUAUAGCAACACAAGAUCGAGAAUGGCUGGAAGAGUCAUCCGAGAGUGAAGAUUGA